UCGGAUGCUCAUACCUUGUUAUUGAAGCCUCUUUUCUUUCCAUAAAAAAAAUGACUUGGGUGGAUAGACUGAAUGACUAUGUUGCUCAUUCAAGAGUAGGCAAAUACUUUCAGUUGGAUCACUCAGGUGCCAGACGUGAGCGAAAAGGAACAAAGUUUACAACAGAAAUUAGAGCUGGUUUAACCACCUUUUUUGCCAUGGCUUAUAUUAUUUCAGUCAAUGCUUCGAUCAUCAGUAGCAGUGGAGGCACUUGUGUUUGUAACCCAACGGAAGCAGACCCUGUCUGUGACAACAACCAAGAAUACAUGGAUUGUGUGUACCAAGUUAAAUUGGAUUUGAUUAUGGGCACAACCAUCAUUGCCAUGAUCUCUAGUAUCUUGAUCGGCGUUUUUGCAAACCUUCCUCUUGGUAUGGCCCCUGGUAUGGGCCUCAAUGCUUAUUUUACUUAUACUGUUGUUGGAUACCACGGAUCUGGCAAGGUUUCUUAUGAAACUGCUUUAGCCGCCGUAUUUAUUGAAGGUAUCAUCUUUUUUGUUCUCUCUAUCCUUGGUAUUCGCCAAUGGCUAGCCCGAAUUAUUCCUAUGAGUAUCAAAAUUGCUAUGGGUUGUGGUAUCGGUCUCUAUCUCUGUUUCAUCGGCCUUCAAUCUUCCGCCGGUAUUGGACUUGUCACUCUAGAUAAAUCCACUUUGGUCACUCUUGGCGGUUGUCCCUUGGGUGCAUUUGACGCGGAUGGUGUCUGUCAAUGGGGUCAUAUGACCAAUGGCACAACGUACAUGGGUAUUCUUGGUUUAGUUAUCAUGAGCAUCCUUCUCUUAUACAGAGUGCGUGGUGCCAUCCUUAUAUCCAUCGUCUUUAUUGCUAUCACAUCUUGGCCUCGUAACAACGCAGUCACUUAUUUCCCUUACACUCAGCAAGGUGACAUGAUGUUCAACUACUUCAAGAACGUUGUUUCCGUCCACGGUAUGAAGCAUGUUCUCGGCAAGUUCAAUUUUGACUUGAGUGGAAAAGAUAUCUGGAUUGCUUUGAUCACUUUCCUUUACGUUGAUAUCAUGGAUACUACAGGCACAAUGUACUCCAUGGCCAAUUAUGGUGGCUUCACUGAUAAAGCUGGUGAUUUUGAACACUCUACAUUUGCCUUCAUGUGUGAUGCUGCAUCUAUCACCAUUGGUUCCUGCUUUGGUAGCUCUCCUUGUACUGCCUUUGUCGAAUCAGGUGCUGGUAUUGCUGAAGGCGGGCGAACUGGUAUUACCGCCAUUGCCAUUGCCUUUGGCUUCUUCAUUUCUGUCUUCUUCUCUCCCAUCUUUGCCAGCUUCCCUCCCUGGUCUACAGGCCCUGCUCUUAUCGUUGUUGGCUCCAUGAUGCUUUCAGGUGUCCGUAACAUCAAUUGGGAUUACCCUGGUGAUGCUAUCCCUGCCUUCAUCACCUUGGCCGUCAUGCCCUUCACUUACUCUAUUGCUUAUGGUGUUAUUGGUGGCAUUCUCUCUUAUGUUGUCAUCAAUGGAUUCGUCUAUCUGGUCGAUAAGAUCUCUCGUGGCUACAUUCGACCUGAUUACUCAUUACGUGAAGACUGGUGGACCGCUGCUCUUUCUCGUCCUUUCUUGCCUACUUGGAUCCGUUUCUUGAUCGCAAAGGCUAGAGGCCAAGAAUUCAAUUGGCACCAAGAUGAAUAUGAAUUUGAAGAUGAUGAAUUCCAGCGUCCUCAAGUCAUUUCUGAUCCUGUCAUGGAAAAAAAUAGCUCUCAGCAGAUGAUUGUUGAUAGCAUCAGUGGACACAGUCUGAAUGAAACCGCAAGUAUUCCCGGCAGAGGCUAUAAUGAAAAGAUGUAAAUUUAUUCUCUCUUUCUUUCAUAUCUAUCUAGUACAAUAUAGAAACUAUUUAAUAAUUUAAAAUAAACAUAUACAAUACUAUUUCUAGUCCAUGCUUGGACACAUUAUCAUAGAUAAUAAUCAUCUCGGACAGUUAUCCAUUGACAAAAAUUUAUAAUAUCAUAAAAGAUUUCAGAUGAUAAAUUAACUCAGUACCAUUCUUGUUGCAUCAAUGUUCAGCAUGG
Molecule: messenger RNA, 2050 nt
Organism: Rhizopus microsporus ATCC 52813
Lineage: Eukaryota; Fungi; Mucoromycota; Mucoromycetes; Mucorales; Rhizopodaceae
Exons: 2
Coding region: 51-1826 (591 amino acids)
Biological process (GO): transmembrane transport
Cellular component (GO): plasma membrane
Molecular function (GO): purine nucleobase transmembrane transporter activity
Source: RefSeq, a predicted model, not a curated record